CCAACUGAGCUAUUUCGGCUUACGAAAUAUCUCCUUCAAUUUAUUUUUCUUUGGGAACCGUUACAUAUGUUUGCCACGAUGUUAUAUUAAUUAUACCUUGAAUUUCAUUAUUUAUCCUUUCUCUUUUCACAAUCAGUGUGCAUCUUCACCUUCAACAAUCACACGACAAGUAAAAACUAUUGAUUUAGAUUUGACAGAUAUCUAGAAAAUUUAGUGUUACGCGAACCAAAGUGAAAAAUGCGACGAGCUAUAAUAACUUGUAAUCAAGUGCAGACUGAGGUGAUGACAGAAGGCCGUUGGAUAGAGGAAAGUCCAUUACCUCAUUCCAGCAAGCAUAUAGUAUUAGUGCUUCCGGGAAAUCCGGGUGUUCCACGAUUCUAUGGGGAUUUCAUUAAAACGCUCAGUUUGAGGUUAAUAUCGGACGUACCCGUAUGGCUCAUCGGACACGCUGGACAUGUCCAACCACCAAAGAAUCUGGACAUUGCUAUGCCCAGCGACGAAAAAUGGACAGAAUGCUACGGUUUGACAGCACAGGUUCAACACAAGGUGGAAUUUAUAAAAAAGUAUGUUCCAGAGGAUGCUCACCUACAUCUUAUUGGACAUUCCAUUGGUGCCUGGAUGGUGCUCAAUUUAUUGAAAAACAAUGAUGUCAAUAAAAGAAUAAGAAAGUGUUAUCUUUUGUUUCCCACAAUAGAAAACAUGGCAGAUACUCCUAAUGGAAGAUUCUUCAAUAACUUUAUAUUACGUAUUGCACCAGCGUUGAUCUUUUUAUCUUGGAUAUUUACAACUGUGUUUCCAUCAUCUCUGCAAGCAUUAAUGAUACGUAUCUUUGGUCUAUUUUAUGGCUUUCAAGCUAAAUCUGUCAAGGCAAUUAAGGAAAUGCUAAAUCCAAAAGUCUUGCGCAGAGUAAUUUAUCUUGGAAGAGAUGAAAUGAAAUCUGUGAGAGAAGUUGAUCAUGAAAUCAUGUCAAAACAUGCUGACAAACUUUGGUUUUAUUAUGGUGCUACUGAUGGCUGGACUCCAAAGAAAUUCUAUGAAAAUAUGAUAUCUAAACACCCUAAUUUAAAUGCUCAAUUAUGUCAACAUGGUUUUCAACAUGCCUUUGUGCUAAAAGAUGAUGUAGCUAUAGGACACAUUGUUGGCGAUCUCAUCAACGAAGAUACGAAAUAUUGAUGUUGCAUUUCAAGUAUUAACGCUAUAUUCUUUUGUUGCAUUUAAUUUUAUAUAUAUAUAGUAUAUAUACACAAGAUUUCUAUAUUUUUGCAUAAACAAUUUAGAUAAAAUUUAAUAAUGCUAUAUUCUUUACUAAGUUAUAUUGUCAUAAAAAUAACAAUUUAAAACUAUUACUUAACAAUAUAAAAAUAAUAAUGAAUGACAG
Messenger RNA from Linepithema humile (Argentine ant), 1378 nucleotides. The record is from RefSeq and is a predicted model, not a curated record. NCBI's taxonomy places the organism in Eukaryota, Metazoa, Arthropoda, Insecta, Hymenoptera, Formicidae.